AUGGGUGGCCAACAAUCCUCUGAUGCACCUCAAGAGGAUACGAAGGUUGAGGAGAAAACGGAGCCUCCCAAGGCUGAAGCUGUCCAGGCACCCAAGAGCGAGCCAGAGAAGCAGGAGGCAAAGGACAGUGAAGGGAAGAAAAACUAUUCGAAGAUGCCUGAUACCAAGAAGGCAUCUCCCAAGGAAACCAAGUCUCAGCCAAAAGCUCCAGUGCCUCCAGGUGCACAGAGCUCCGGGAGCUUGGCCAAACAGCUGGCGAAACAGGCACCCAAGGCGGCGGCCCCCAAGAAGAAGGUGCAACAACCAGGUCCUCCGCAGCAGCCUGGUCUCAUCACUCCCGAGAGUGCUGCCAAAGCAAAGGGCAAAGGAGAAAAAGGCAAAGGAGGAAAGGGCAAAGGCUUUCAAGGAAUUCAGCUUUGUGUUCGCAACCUGGCCAAAGAGGCCACCCCUGACCAGCUCAAGGGUAUGUUCCAGCCCUUUGGUGAGCUUCUCAAUGUGGACGUGAAGAAGAACACGGAUGGAACCUGCCGUGGCUAUGGCUUUGUGACCUUUUCCAGCAUGGAAGAAGCCAAGAAGGCCAUCAGCCAGAUGGACAACAAGCAGGUGGAGGGCAAGAGCUUGGUCGUGGUGCUUUCGGACCGUCAGCAGGGAACGACCAAAGCGGAACGGGAAGCACAAGCCCCGAGUGGCCCAAAAGGGAAAGGCAAAGACGGCAAGGGCCCAGAAGGGAAGGGCAAAGGUGGUGCCAAGGGAAAGAUGAAAGGUGCUGCUCCGCAAGCCGCUCCUUCUCCAUUGCCUGCUCCGCCUCAGCCUGCUUGGCCAUAUGCGCAGGCUGAAGGGACCUACCCGACUCCAUACAACUAUGCCUAUCCGAUGGUUUCGCCCAUGGCCGCCUAUGCCAGUCAAGGAUACCAAAAUCCCCAGGCGGCUGCUCAGGCUCUCGCUCUACAGGCGCAGCUGGCCCAGGCGCACCAGCAAGCUAUCCAGUCUCAGGCGGCCUGGUAUGGCCUUGGCCAAAUGGGCUUGCACCAAUCCAUCCCUGCAAACAAUGUGGCGCAAGCUCCACCGCCAACAGUCUCUUUGGCCGCUGCGGCACCACCCCCCAGUGCUCCUGUGGCCGCUCAAGAGGCAAGGCCAAAUCUGAACCAGGAGUAUGAGGGCAGCCUGAAAUCAAUCAGUGCGAAGAAUGGGUAUGGAUUCAUUUCAUGCGAAGAGACGAAGGCUCAUUAUCAGCGCGACGUUUUUGUGGACUCCGCACUCCUACCUGAAGGAAUUCAGGUGAAUGACAAGGUGACUUUCGCUUUGGCCCUGAGCGAGAAGGGCCAUCCUCGUGCAACUUCUGUGAAGCUGAUUGGGCAGGUGGCGGCCCGCUGA
This is a messenger RNA of Durusdinium trenchii, 1374 nucleotides long. Lineage: Eukaryota; Dinophyceae; Suessiales; Symbiodiniaceae. The record is from the annotation of a GenBank genome assembly.